Mizuhopecten yessoensis (Yesso scallop) is the source of this 1669-nucleotide messenger RNA. RefSeq names its product sodium-dependent glucose transporter 1-like. The record is from RefSeq and is a predicted model, not a curated record. The coding region runs from base 40 to 1575 and encodes 511 amino acids. The transcript has 3 exons. Lineage: Eukaryota; Metazoa; Mollusca; Bivalvia; Pectinida; Pectinidae.
UUCUGUGUGGCUCCAGAAGAAUUGUAUCAUCAAGCUAACAUGAAAGACACUGAAACACGUGGUGAACUGAGUGCCAAGCAUGAGUUAUUCCCCCUUCACAAAAAUGCUGACUCGGAGAAUGAUACAGUUGAAUCAAAUGGGAAGAAGAUACAAGAAGAAGAAGAAGUCUACAACAAUGAGGCCGUGGGCAGAGCAACAUCAUUUUUACAAGAACUCAAACACAGCAAAGACACAAGGUUCAAGUUCAUCCUGAGCAUAUGUGUUUCCAUGGCAUUCAACAUAUUGGGAUGGACGAAAGGACAACUUGGACCAGCAUUUGUUGAUCUUUUAGUCAUUUCCGGAUGUGACGUCGAAAAAGGAUCCUUCUUCAUGACUUCUUACUUCACUGGUCGCGUGAUUGGUCCAAUAUUGGCAGGGAUACUAUCUACAAAGAUAAAUCGAUACAUGUUGUUGGUGUUGUCUUUACUGGCAAAUGCUUCAACUGUUGUUGCCAUACCGUGGUGUUUCAAUUUUUACUUGAUGAUGGCAGCGCAUGUCCUUCAUGGGAUGUUCGGCGGCGUGCUUUUAGUAGUAGUGACUAAGGAAGCAGUUUCCAUUUGGGGACCAACGACAAGAGGGCGCUCUUAUCUUCAAAUAAUAAAUGCAAUUUUCGCUAUUUCUGCAUUUCUCGCUCCGAUGGCUACAGCACCAUUUCUAGUUCAAACGCCCGAGGAUCCCACCCCACAUCAAAACUCAAGUACUAACUUUACAAUUACUUAUCAUGACGUCAUUCCUACGACGUCAUAUCAAAUUGUUGAUAAUAUGACUUGGAACCAGAUGAACGUUACACUUCCAACCCCAAAGUCGAGACUUUUUAUUGCGUAUUCGAUUUCGGGUGGACUUGCCAUUUUAGCUGCAUUUCCGUUCGUUGCUAUGUAUACCAUUUCCACUGGAACUUCAACACAUCUUGUUAGUGACAAAAAAAUGAAUUUCCUCGGCAAUCUUCCUAAGAUUGUAAAAUAUCUUCAAUUCCUUAAUAUUGGUAUUUAUUCCGGUGUGUUGACAGCCGGUGAUUUCAUUUUCAGCGGAUAUUUAACCGUGUUUUGCGUUCAGUAUCUACACUGGUCAAAAACUUCCGGUUCUUUUUUAACUUCGACGUACUUUUUUGCCAAAUUUAGUGCCAGAUGUUGUGGUGUAUUCUUAGUUCGUGUAAUGCAAUCCCAGUCGAUUUUAUUGACAUUUGUGCUAUUGUCUACUCUCGGGUUUGUCGGAAUGUUAAUAAGUGCAUAUCUAAAUUUAGAAGUUGGUUUAUGGAUUUCUACAUUUACAAUUGGUUUCACGGCAGGAGUUGCAUGGCCGACAUUCAUCAGUUGGACAAACGAACAUUUCAUUUCCAUGAACGCAAAAGUAUCAGCUUACAUCAUGUCUACAGCAUUUAUUACUCUCCUAAUUAGCCCCGUGUUAUGUGGAUACCUGAUGGAGGAAGUUUCUAUGAUGUGGUUUCUAUGGUUAUGCACAUGCAAAUCCCUUGUAAAUGUCGUUAACGUAUUAUUUAUAUUUUUCUACACACGUGCUGCAAAAAAACGUGCAAGCUAAUGUUAGAUGAUUUUUUAUAAUGUUCUUGUACAAGGUUUAUAUUGCCAUUGCACGAUAACAUAGUGAAAACAUGAAGUCAGUAUGUAAUUAUAUC